This is a messenger RNA of Phytophthora nicotianae INRA-310, 843 nucleotides long. RefSeq lists its product as hypothetical. The transcript has a single exon. Lineage: Eukaryota; Oomycota; Peronosporomycetes; Peronosporales; Peronosporaceae. The record is from RefSeq and is a predicted model, not a curated record. Bases 1 to 843 code for a protein of 280 amino acids.
AUGUUCGGGACGUUCGCGUCCACGGAUGAAGCCUGGAAGUGGCGCAGUUCACACAUCAACGAUCGUCUUGACGAUGCCAGAAUUCUGGCCACCAUUCGUAAGCCAACACAAGAUGAUCCUUUCCAGUUCCUGGGCAUCAAAUGGUUCGCUAAAGAGCGACCUGCUGUGCUGUCGAGUAUUAUGCAGCAACGCGACUACCUCAUCAUGGAGGCGACGGGACUUACCCGUGACUCCAAGGGCGAAAAGAUCGGCUACUACCUCAUGCACUCCAUCUCGCUGCCUGGUGUCCCGGAGCUCACGGAUCUCGGUAUCAUCCGUGCUAAGUUGAGUUUGUGCUUCAUUGAUCGACAGAAAGGACCCGGCAAAGUCGAGAAAUACGCUCGAAACUACAGUAACCCGGGAGGCAAGAUCCCAGACCGCGUAGCUGCUGCAGUCGGGGCUGACGCCAUCAUCAGCGCCUCUCGUGUUGUCGACUAUGCGUACGUCAAGAAGCUCACGUGGUUUAUGAAGGAGAAAGGUCAGCAACAACGAGACUCGCGUCGCGAGGCGGUGCAGACGAAGCCCAAGCGCUGCGAGACGUGCUACAAGAGCUUCAGUAUGUUUGCGCUCACCUCCACCAGUGCUUCAUGCCAGAUCUGUCGUCGUGCAAUGUGUGCCAAGUGCAGCGUUGUCAAGAAGAUGACUGUGGACGUGUCGAGCACUGGAGCAGUGAAGCAAUGCACGCUCCGAUUCUGUUUGAACUGCCUGAUGGAAGCCAAGGAGAAAUCCGUCUGGGAGAUGGCGCUCAGUGGAGUGGAAACGGCGUCGGAGACCUCAUCUGCCUCCGGCUCAGGAUAUCGAUAG